ACAUCUGAUAUUGUCAACGGGAGAAUAGUGUUGUUGAUGUCGAAUAUUUGAAUUUUCUAUUUUAUAACCUCUAUGUUAUAAUUGUUAUGAAAGAGAUCAUAACAUUUUAGUUUACAUAUAUAUAUUAUGCCAUAGUUUUAAUCGAUACAAUAUGUUCUUCCGUUCUUUUACAAUGUGGAAAACUGCCGUAAGAUUGACACCUGCUUUUUCGGUACCUAUCUUCACGGCUCAAAGGAAUCAACAUGAUCAAGUUCUUGUCAAUAGUGCUGAUUCAAUUAAACCGAAAACUGGUUGGGAGAGAGUAAAACAAAUGUAUUCGCGAUCUGAAUAUGAAGAGAUUUCAGUAGAAUUGAACACGGUACUGCAGUCAGCACUCAGUGGAGCCUUCGUCGGAGGCUGUUUGGGAGGGUUUGUUAGCUCCCGGGUAGCCUACUUAGAUUUCAUAGAAAACAACCAAGCUACGAUAUUCAAAUCAACAGCUAAUGCAAAGAAAAGAUUACAAGACUAUGUGACCGUUGCCUUUGCGAGAGGUGCUUACAAAUGGGGCUGGAGAUUGUGUUUCUUUACUGGAUUAUUUAGUUUAACUGCCACAACAGUCUCAGUGUAUCGAGGAGAUACCUCACUAAUAGAGUACAUAUCUGCAGGAGCUCUUACGGGAGCUUUAUACAAGAUUAAUUUAGGAUUGCCCGCAGUGUUUGUUGGUGCAGCUUUAGGAACGGUACUAAGCACAGCAGCAGGACUAGCAAUCAUAGGACUAUUAAAAGUCACUGGCUUAAGCAUGGCCGAUAUUAGAAAAGCUUUAUACAGUGUAAAAGUAGCAAGGGAAGACCAGUACAACCAAGUGUUAGAGAAGGCAGCAACCAUUAAGAAUGAUGAACUGACUCAACAUCAUAAAGAUUUAAUCGCUGAGACUGGAGAAAUCUCGAUAGACGACAUAGAAUAAUUACAAGCCAAUAGCUGACCCCUGAUGUUCUAAAUAGGUACUUAAAAUAAAGAUCAUUAUGUCAACCAUUCUUUAAAUAUGUACCUUAAUGGUUAAAAAGUUGACUAUGAAAUCUGAUUAAAGAUUCGAAAAUGUGAUUUUUUA
Trichoplusia ni (cabbage looper) is the source of this 1087-nucleotide messenger RNA. It is a transcript of the gene 140up, whose product is annotated as RPII140-upstream gene protein. The transcript has 6 exons. Lineage: Eukaryota; Metazoa; Arthropoda; Insecta; Lepidoptera; Noctuidae. Bases 152 to 943 code for a protein of 263 amino acids. Gene Ontology annotation, cellular component: mitochondrion. The record is from RefSeq and is a predicted model, not a curated record.